AUGCCUUUGUCUGAGCUACUAUAUCGAAUGGCUAAAGGAAAGAUUGAUUCUUCUCAAGAGAAGAAUCCUACUUGUUCAACCGAUCUGUCUUUUGUACCUGAGAAUGAUUUUGGUGAGCUGAUAUGGGAAAAUGGUCAGAUUCAAUCCAGUAGAGCUAGAAAGAUUCAAACCUGUAGCAGCUUACCCCCCAAGAUUAGAGAUAAAGACAUAGGAAAUGGCCCCAGUACUAGGACAGGAAAGUUUGGAACGAUGGGGUUUACACUGAAUGAACUCCCAUCGGUUCCUGCUGUUGAAAUGGGGGCGAAUCAAGAUGAUGACAUGGCACGUUGGUUGAAUUAUCCAUUGGAUGAAUCUCUGCAACACGAUUAUUGUUCUGAGUUUUUACCCGAAUUAUCUGGGGUUACUGUAAAUGAACACUCCUGCCAGGGUAGUUUUCCGUCGUUUGAUAAAAGAAGUUGUGAUCAGUCAAUUAGGGACUCCCAUACUGUUUCGGUACAUAAUGUUUUGAGCUUAGAGCAAGGAGAUGUGGCGAAGAAUUCUUCAGCAGGGGAUACUGAAGCUAAUAGGCCCAGAACCAAUGCUAGUCAGUUAUAUCCGUCAUCUUCAGAGCAACACCAAACAUCAUUUCCAUAUUUUAGAUCCAGAGUUUCAACUAAAAAUGGUGAUGGUACAAGCAAUGCUACCCACCAUGUUGUUUCAGCGGAUUCUAUUCGAGCUCCAACAUCAGGAGGUGGUUUUCCCAGCAUAAAGAUGCAGAAGCAAGUUCCAGCACCAUACACUACCAACUCCGGUUUAAUGAAUUUCUGUCACUUUGCUAGACCUGCUGGUCUUGUUAAAGCUAAUCUUCAGAACAUUGGCAUGAGAGCUAGUUCAGGAAAUUCAAGCAUGGAAAGAAUGCAAAAUAAAGAUAAGGGCUCAAUUGCAAGUUGUAGCAAUCUGGCUGAAUGCACUCCCAUCGAUUCAUGUAGGGGUUUACCAAAGGAAACACCCUCCCAUUGCCGUCCUGCUAUGAUGUCGUCCAAGGUUGAGGCUAAGCCUGCUAAAGGAUCUGUACCUGCUGAGCUACCUGAGGCUAUGAGCCAAGAAGGUGACUCUAAAAAUGAUAGAAACUGUAGUCAAAAUUUUGGUGAAAGUGCAACUCAAGGAUUGGCAGAUGUUGAAAAGACUACAGAGCCCGUGGUUGCUUCUUCUUCCGUUGGCUCGGGAAAUAGUGUGGAGAGACCUUCGGACGAUGCAACAGAGAAUCUGAAGAGAAAACAUCGAGAUACUGAGGAGUCCGAAGGUCCUAGUGAAGAUGUUGAAGAAGAAUCAGUAGGUGCAAAAAAACCAGCUUCUGCUCGAGCAGCUAUGAAUUAUAACAUCUUGAUUGGUUCUCAUAUGGACUUCAAUAAACAGAGGCGAAGGGAUAGGAUCAAUGAGAAGAUGCGGGCCUUACAAGAACUCAUACCAAACUGCAAUAAGGUGGAUAAAGCUUCAAUGCUUGAUGAGGCCAUUGAGUAUUUAAAGACGCUUCAGCUUCAAGUACAGAUUAUGUCAAUGGGAGCUGGAAUGUAUAUGCCAUCAAUGAUGCUACCCCCUGGAAUGCCGCACAUGCAUCCAGCUCAUAUGGGGCAGUUCUUACCCAUGGGCGUUGGAAUGGGAAUGGGAAUGGGUUUUGGGAUGAGUAUGCCUGACAUGAAUGGUGGAUCUUCUGGUUGCCCUAUGUAUCAAGUGCCUCCUAUGCAUGGCCCACAUUUCCCUGGCCCGCCAAUGUCAGGGCCAAGUGCUUUGCAUGGGAUGGGAGGAUCAAGUCUUCAGAUGUUUGGACUUUCUGGUCAAGGACUUCCAAUGUCAUUUCCCCGUGCACCCUUAAUGCCGAUGCCUCAGGGGCCUCCUAUGAAAACAAACAUGGAACCAAAUGCUUGUGGGGUGGCAGGUCCUAUGGAUAAUUUGGAUCCAGCUACAGCCUCUGGUUCAAAGGAUGCACUUCAGAAUAUCAACUCCCAAGUGAGGCAGAACAAUGUUGCCAAUAGCUCAAUGAAUCAGAACUCUAGUCAGUGCCAAGCAACAAAUGAACAUUUUGAACAGCCUUCUCUGGCGCAAAAUAAUGGUCAAGACUCAGAAGUUGCUGAAAAUGGAGCAUUGAACUCAGCUGGUGGAAAUGACAAUGUUCCUAGUGGAGGGACUGGUGAGUAUUCACAACCACAGUUGGCUGUACUUAACAUUGAUGUUGUGACUGAUUGGUAA
This is a messenger RNA of Dovyalis caffra, 2226 nucleotides long. The record is from the annotation of a GenBank genome assembly. Lineage: Eukaryota; Viridiplantae; Streptophyta; Magnoliopsida; Malpighiales; Salicaceae.